Messenger RNA from Bemisia tabaci, 2046 nucleotides. The record is from RefSeq and is a predicted model, not a curated record. Lineage: Eukaryota; Metazoa; Arthropoda; Insecta; Hemiptera; Aleyrodidae.
AGAUGAAUCCUUAAAGGUAUUUAAAUAUUUUAGGGUGUGAAAUAUUCGGGUCGCGAUGAUCAAUAUGGAACAAUCUUCUGCAGUUUUGAUGAAAGUGACGCUUUUGUGGUCCGAAUCAAACGUUCACGAACAAUUACACGUGGCGCUUCAAACAAGGCAACAAUCAUGGAUUUGCAUUGCGGAAAAAUUUGCAAGAAAAAUCCCGUUUUCGAUCCCAGGCUAGUAAGUCUAUCGUGCAUUGCUAGCGAGAAACAUGUCGAAAGGAAACGCCCAGAAAAAAUCCAACCGGUUUCAUACCGAGGACGAAAGGAUGAAUAACUUGAAUAAUCAAAAUAAUAACCAGAAUGCCUCCAACUACAAUAACAGCAAAUCCAACUUCAAAAAUAACAAUUUGGCGAAUGCGCGGUUGCGAGCAAACGGCGGGAAUUUCAAAACUGAGAGCGGGAAUUUCGAAUCGCCGGGCGGUUGGCGCAGGAACACGAAUGACUUGGAGAGUCAUGUGCGGAAGGACAUGAACGUAUUCUCACUCAGCCAGUUCGGCGAACGGCCAGAGGAAACUGAUCGUGAGAAACUUGCUGCAGCUCUUGCUAUCCGGAAUACAGACAACGUCAAGGAGAAGUUCAAGAUUGCCACUGACGAGUUGAUGAAGGAGGAGCCACCCGAGACAGCAUGGAUACCAGACCCGGGAAGUCCGGUGGAUCCGAACGCGAGCAGGGGGGUUUUCUACCAACGGCACACAAAAGGCGACGCUUAUUCGCUGGCCCCGGGGAUGGGCCCCAGCUCGAAACACCUGACUCUGGAGAACUUCCCUAGUCAUCCGGACAGCCUCCAUCGCGCCCUCAAACCGGUCCUCAUCCUCGCCCGCUGUUUCGCUCUCCUCCCGGUCGAGGGUAUCAGUGCGCCCAACGCAUCUUACCUAGCAUUCAAUUGGAACAGCCUACCGUGUAUUUACUUGGGACUCGUUAUCGGCUAUUCUGUGCUGAUCGCUUUGCUCAGCAUUUGGAAGACUGUUCAAUUCGGCAUCUCAUAUUACAGCACAGUGGACUUCGUGUUUGUGACGAGCUCGAUGGUGAUCUACCUGUUGUUUCUGCAGCUGGCGACCCUGUGGCCGAAGACCAUGUGCCAAUGGGAGAAGGCGGAGCACGGCAUGAGACAUUACGGCUACCCAAAACGCAUGGCCCUCAAGUUCAGGUUCAUCCUAUUCGUUAUGAUGGCCCUCGCUAUCAUUGAGCACGUGGCUUCGAUAGUAACGGCAGUCUUCGAGGCACUUCCAUGCUCCUCUGGUGGUUGGGACAUCGUCCGAGCGUACUUCGUUACUAAAUUCCGGCAGGUAUUUACAUUCGUGCCAUUCAACAUCUGCAUAGCACUACCUGUCCUCGUCAUGAAUCUCAUUCUUACAUGCGCCUGGAACUUCAUGGAUGUCUUCAUUAUUCUUAUGUCUUUCGCCAUGGCCGAGCGCUACAAGCAGGUCAACGAGCGGCUCAACUCUGUCAAAUGCAAGGUGCUUCCGACAAGUUUCUGGAGGCACAUCCGAGAGACGUACAACACCUUGUCGUGUUUGACGAAGCUGCUGGACAAUCUUUUAUCUCCAAUAGUUCUCCUAUCGUUUGCGAAUAACCUUUAUUUCAUUUGCCUGCAGCUCUUGAACAGUUUGCGCCCGAUGCAAAGCACAUGGCAAGCAACAUACUUUGUUUACUCAUUCUCAUACCUACUCGUUCGAACUAUUGCAGUAUCACUCUUUGCUGCAUCCGUCCAUGAUCAAAGCAAGGAGCCCAAGUCUGUACUUUUUUCAGUUCCAACUGAAAGUUAUUGCGUUGAGGUUUCAAGAUUCCUUAUCCAAGUCACCAAUGAUGAUCUGGCCUUGACUGGAUGCAAGUUUUUUGCUGUCACAAGGACAUUCAUGCUUACGGUGGCUGGAACAAUAGUGACGUAUGAGAUAGUCUUGGUUCAGUUCAAUGCAGUGAGCAGUGAAGAUGCUGCGGCGGCUAAAAACUCAUCUAUAAUCUGCCCUUGAAUUCCAAAAUGUACAUUUUUAGUUGGCUCAGC